This is a messenger RNA of Oryzias melastigma (Indian medaka), 5197 nucleotides long. RefSeq names its product microtubule-associated protein tau. The record is from RefSeq and is a predicted model, not a curated record. Bases 607 to 2091 code for a protein of 494 amino acids. The transcript is spliced from 15 exons. Gene Ontology annotation, cellular component: neuron projection. Gene Ontology annotation, molecular function: microtubule binding. NCBI's taxonomy places the organism in Eukaryota, Metazoa, Chordata, Actinopteri, Beloniformes, Adrianichthyidae. Gene Ontology annotation, biological process: microtubule cytoskeleton organization; neuron projection development.
GCCUCGGGUUGCAGACCCCUGGCAUAGCAGUAGCAGAUAGGCCCCAGCAACUUUCUGGCUAAGAGUGAUGUAGUCGUGAAUUUGGAAAAUGGACGAAUAUGCUCUUUUUUUCAAAUAUUUAUUUUCCGUCUGCUCCUGAUUCACACUGAUUUGAAUACAGAAAUUAUCAGAAAUUGAGUUUUAUUGUUAACUUUACAAACAAUUGUCCUAAAAAAAACAACAAAUAACAAUUUUCAUGGUUAUUUACAUAAUGAGAAGCAUGAAAACCUGAUGAAAACUGUCAUUAUAAUGAGUUUAUUAGAGCAAAAAAUAAUUUAAUAUCAUUAUUGCUUCAUUUUUAUUUAUUUUUAUUUUUAUUUAUUUAUUUAUUAUUGCUUCAUUUUUUUCUCAUUUCAUUAGCGUUUGUUUCCAUGUCUGUCUGUCUGCCUGCUAGACAGACAGACAGACAGACAGACGGGUCGGAUCGGCUCCUCUCUGCGCUCCACAGCGCCCCCCACCGGCCAGCCGCCGCCCCUGCGAGGAGAAGCCGUGUGCGCCCGCCCGGUGAGCGACCGCAGCUGAAGAGACGAGCCCGCAGUCUGCGCUCAGCCUGACCCGUGACCGGAGAUGGACUUCAUGAACAACGCCUCGAACAGCUACGGCUCUGGAGACACCAUGAGCUCCUCCCUCGCCAACAUGACCAUCAACGACCAGCACCACCAGGAGAACGGCGUCCAGAUGGGACACAGAAAUGCAGGAGAUGCCAAGAUGAAAGAGGAGGAGGCGGCGCUCAGUGAGAACGGGCUGAAAUCUGAGUCUGAACUCUGUCAGCCAGAGAGCGGCCACUGUGAUGACAAGGUGCCGCCUGCAGACAUCCCUGCAGAUAAAGAAGAGGCUGAAGUGUCGCAGCUCUCAGAAAAAGAGAGCAACACAAGUGAAGAGAAGGGGCAACCUGCAGCAGGAGGAGCAGUUUCAACAGCUCAAGGGAAAACAGAAAAUGAAGUUAAGACCCAAACUGCCACCUCACCAGUCUCCUCCCCCAAAAGACCAUCUGUAGUAACCAGGGGCUCCAAAGCUCAUGCCUCCACCCGAAACGGCCACAGCUCCAUCCCCGUUAAAACCGGCAGCUCGGGGCUCGCGCAGGCCAGUCCUGGAGGAGCAAAGUCUCAAGUCCGAGGAGCCAAACCUCCAACCAAACCAGAUGCCAGGAGUGGACAGAGCAGCCCUGGUACUCCCAAAUCGCCCGCUAGUCAAGCCCUCUCCGCGGCGGAGGCCAACAAAGUCAAGAAGGUUGCAGUUGUGCGCUCCACCCCAAAGUCUCCAGGCUCGUUGAAGAGCCGCUCGCCGGCUCCUCUGGCUGCCGCGGCGCCCAUGCCCGACCUGAAGAACGUCAGGUCCAAGAUUGGUUCCACAGACAACAUCAAGCACCAGCCUGGAGGUGGAAAGGUUCAAAUCCUGGAGCAGAAGAUUGACUUAAGUAACGUGCAGGCGAAGUGUGGCUCCAAAGACAAUAUCAAACAUGUACCCGGAGGAGGCAAAGUCCAAAUCCUCGACAAGAAGCUGGACCUAUCGAGUGUUCAGGCCCGCUGUGGCUCUAAAGACAACAUCAAGCACACACCUGGAGGAGGAAAGGUUCAAAUUCUUGAUAAGAAGCUGGACUUGAGCAGUGUGCAGUCCCGGUGCGGCUCCAAAGAUAAUAUAGGUCAUGUUCCAGGUGGUGGCAAUGUUCAGAUCGUCCACAAAAAGAUCGACUUGAGCACCGUGACAUCAAAGUGUGGAUCCAAAGCCAACAUUCACCACAAGCCAGGUGGUGGAAACAUUGAGAUUAAAAACGAGAAGCUGGAGUUUAAGGUUCAGUCGAAAAUCGGCUCCCUGGACAACAUCAAACACGUUCCUGGAGGCGGGGCUAAACGGAUCGAGUCCCACAAGCUGACCUUCCGUGAGACGGCCAAGGCCCGCACCGACCACGGCGCCGAGAUCGUGUCUUUGGAAGACUCCGACCACCAGCUCAGCACCGUGUCCUCCUCAGGCAGCAUCAACAUGGCGGACUCUCCGCAGCUCUCCACGCUGGCCGACCAGGUGUCCGCCUCGCUGGCCAAGCAGGGCUUGUGAACGCGUCCGCCGCGUAGAGGAGUUCUUAUGCCUUCCUCCUAACUCUCACAGGACUUUUUUUUAGCCGCCCAUCUUCACUGGUUAUCCUCCGCUAACCUUCAGAGCUGUUCUCGAGGCUUAGAGGUCCUAAAAAUGUAACAAGUAGGCCAAAUGUCUUUGAUUUGUCUGUGUGCUCAUUUUCUGUGGUGACCCUCUAAGACGUACGGCACCCCAGCAGAACCAAAUCCUCGUGAAGACGUGAUUUGACCUCGGCACACGUCCCGCUACCUACAACUCCUGACUGUCGGCCCUUAAAGAUCUCACCUUUCGAUGGGUUUCUGCUCCCGCUUUUCCUUUUUUCCUCUUUUAAAACGCAGGAGAAUGCAGAAUGUGUAGUGAGGGAACCGUCACAGGGUCAAACCGCUUUUAGGAAAAAACAGAAAAAAUUUGAGUGGAGGCAGGAAAAGGCUUCUUGGACCUCAGUGCUGUCUUUGCUUCGUGUCGUCGCGACGUGCCGCGCCUCCAGCUGCGGGGGCUGACGGGGGAAAAAAAAACAGCCGGCUGAGGAGAGCCGCCGUCCGUGUCAAAGCCAGCGAGGAGAUCCGAGCUCCACAUCUCAGAUUCUCCCUGAGCUUCCACGUGUACAGAAACACUGAUAUAAAAUGGAUUUAAUUGGUUUGAAUUCAGCCCAGCAGCCCUGCUUUCCAAAAUAAGGCAUAUGGGCGGAGCAAACCCCACCCCAGACAUGUCAUUGGUUCCUCAGGUCAAACAAAAAGCCACGCCCCAAUAUGAGAACAACUUUGACCCAAAAAUAAUUUAUUAAGUAAAAAAAAAAAACUUUUUUUAAAAUAUAUAUAAGUAAUGUUAGGUGCUGGUUCUAAUCCCACAAAUGCUAAAGUGACUCGACACUCGGGCAAACUCGUUUGUGCUGCAACAUACUUGUGACCACCAAGGAAGAACUAAGCAUAUCUAGUCUCUCUUCAGGUACCAAAGUUACCACAGAAACAUCUUCUACGAGUCAGGACCUGGGACUUGUGCUGUGCUUACCUGACAUGCAGAGACUAGAGACUUGUCAUUGAGAGAAAUAAUCUUGGACUCCAGCUCAGAGACGUCAGACCUUGACUUGGACUGGUGCUUUUAAGAUGUUUUUCUGAAGUUAUGUAGGAGUUUAGACUUGUAGUAAAAGGACUAAAGCUCUGACUUGGACCGGUCCUUCUAAGACUUGAGACUUGUUUUGGUUCAGUUAGGUCUUAUAUAGUUAUUGAUGAAUAGACUUUUACUCAAUGACACCUAAUCUCUGACUUGGAAUGCUCCUUUUAAGACUUGAAACUUGACUGAGUCAGGUCUUUCUAAAUGUUAAAGACUUGUACCAAAAGGACAAAAUCUCCGUCAUGGACUAGUGCUUCAAGGACUGAUUCGAACCCGAGCCACAGGGAGAUCCUUCAAGUACUUAUGUAGGAGUUUAGACUUGUAGUAAAGGGACUAAAGCACUGACUUGGACUUGGGUCAGUUCAGUUUUGCAUAGUAAUUUAGGAGUAAAGACUUGUCAUCAAUAAACUUAAGUUGUGACUUGGACCGGUGCUUUUAAGACUUGAGACUUGACUGACUUGGUCUUGUAUAGUUAUCUGGGAGUAAAGACUUGUUCUAAAAUAAAAUCAGGACUCGACUUAGAUUACAGGUUUUAUUUAGUUAUUGAGGAUUAAAUCUAGUCACUUAAGCUCUGACUUGGACUGGUGCUUUAGAGAUUUGAGGCUUGGGUCAGGUCUUUCAUAUAGUUAUUCAGGAAUUUAAAACUCAGUCGACAGACUUGAUCUCCGACUUGGACCGGUGCUUUUAAGACGUGACCUGGACUACCUCAGGGACACUAGACUCGAUCUGGCCUCUCAGCUAGGGGACUUGACUCAUACUUGUUCUGGUGGAGGUCUGGUGGGCGUGGCUUCAGUUCUGUUGUAGUCCCAUCCACAGACAGACGUGAGUCCACGUUGGCUCUGAAUGAAACUCCUGAGAGUUGAUACUUCGAGUAAUAACCUGAAGUUUGUCUGUCUGAACCGAACUAGUUAAGACUUGAAAAAUAACUUGAUCAGAAGCUUUUUUGACACGUUCGCUGGCUUUGACAUGAAGGAAACGCCUUCUCAGCAGCUGAAUUUUUUGCCUCCAACAGAAACAGCUAGACUAGGAAACUUUGUUUUGUGUUGGGCACAGUUUUAUAAUCUUCUGUGGAUAUAUGACAAGUAUUUGAUAUGAAAAAAACAGACAUUUGUAUUGUGCCUGCUACUGUUAUUAGUGUUUUUUUUUUUACUGCUCUCAUUGUAAAUGUGCUACCGCUUGCUACAAGUGUCAUUUCUGAGUCCAUGGGUUGUGCUCGUCGCUGAUUACAGUAUUCAAACUGCCAUACGCACUAAGGAUAGAUAAAAUAUUGUUUAUUAGUUAUGAAAGAUCCUAAACAAGAGAGGUUGCAACAGGAAAUCAAGGAUUCCUUUACUGCCUUUGAAGCUAAAGCAUCACUUUAAGGAUAGAAAAGUUGCAGCAUGGGAAAAAAAAAAAAAGUAUUCGAGCAGAGAUGGAGGAAAGUUGUACAGCACUAGAGCUUUUUCUUCCACGCGUGUAUAAAGUCCCUGAAUGCACCACCUUGUUCCGCAAAAAUAAGAGCGCGUCAUUCUCCGCAGCUGACGGGACUUUCAAAAUAAAUGCAUGCUCUAAAUUCUCCCUCCUGCAAAACACCUCAAACGUAGAUGUUCCCGCCUACUUUGGGCCACACAGACCGAACUCCGGUAGGUCUUUAGUUCAGAAGUGCUUCUUGCAUGCACUGAUCUCAUGCGUCCUGAAGAUGGAGUUCACACUGGGCUAGACUCACGGAAAGGACGCCAAUAUCCACGUCUGGUUGAACUCUGGGUGUUUUUUGUCACAUAAUCUGCAUGCAGGGGUUCUUUUGUUUUAUUUGCAGUAGACCUCGCUCGUCUGAAUGCAGGACUGAAACGGGGCGGCAGCUCCAGGACUCGUCGCCCUCCUUAUUUCUGACGCUGUACAGUUGUGGAAAUGUGGCUGUCGUCAUUGUGCAUUUGAUCAAUAACUGAUUAUGAUUCUCGUUGCUGUAUAUGUGUAUUUGAAAUAAAUGCUAUGAAGUCAA